Molecule: messenger RNA, 189 nt
Organism: Strongylus vulgaris
Lineage: Eukaryota; Metazoa; Nematoda; Chromadorea; Rhabditida; Strongylidae
Source: the annotation of a GenBank genome assembly
AUGGCUGCAGUCGGAAUGGUCGAAGUCGUCGAGAAGCCGAUUGCUGCGAAAGAACAAGAGAAGAAGGUGGAAAGAGAUCGAUUACCAGCUGUGAACGAUGAAAUUCAAGCAGACGAUAGAAAGUAUAAGUUAAAACAGAAACUAGGAGAUGGCGGUUAUGGUAUCGUCUUCCUCAGUGAAGAUGGUGAA